AUGGUGACAGAAAAGCGUCCAGAGACGCAGAUAAAAGUGAAAUACAGAAAAAGAGAAAAUAUGAAGAAGGCAGUCGUGAUGAUUCCAAAAAGCAAAAAGUGUCACCUUCUAACGCUGAAUAAUCCUGCCGUUGUGAAUGCUUUGGCCAAACUACGAAAGAAUGGAAACAAGGAGAAUCCUCUUUCUGGGAGUUCUGAUCACUCAUCUUCACUGAUAUCAGAUGCAAGCUAUGCAUAUUCUCAGUUAUAUGGGGAAUCUUCAACGUCACAGGUAUUGUCUAAUACAGACACUAAUGGUAAAAGCAGAAGGAUGGCCAACAGUGGUUUUGAGCAUGGUGACAGAAAAGCGUCCAGAGACGCAGAUAAAAGUGAAAUACAGAAAAAGAGAAAAUAUGAAGAAGGCAGUCGUGAUGAUUCCAAAAAGCAAAAAGUGUCACCUUCUGUAAGUGCUAGGGGCAGAACAGCAAAAAGGAUUGUUGAUAAAUAUCCUGGAAGUUCUGGCCCUGCCAACAGACAAAGGGAAAAGCACCACACAAGAAAUGGCGACCCCGGGGACAAGACACUAGACAGCUGCUUUAGAGGUGAUAAACAUUCAUUAGAUAAUGGGACUAAGGAGGACAAAAAGGCACACGAAAAUGAUAAGAGAAAAGGUGAAAAAGAAACGAGUCUAAAAAAAGAUGAAAAGGAAAAGAGUGUAAGAAAAGGUGAAAAGAGUGUAAGAAAAGGUGAAAAGAGUGUAAGAAAAGACCACAUAUAUGAAAGGGAAAAAAAGACCAUAAGUACCUCCAAAACUGACCACAGUACAAUCGGAGCAACUGAGAAAUAUGACCAGAAAGAAAGAAAUGAUAAGAGAAGAAAAGGUGAAAAGGAAAAGACUGUAAGAAAAGUCCACAUAUAUGACAGGGAUAAAAAGACCAUAAGUACCUUCAAAACUGACCACAGUACAAUCGGAGCAACUGAGAAAUAUGAUCAGAAAGAAAGAAAUGAUAAGAGAAGAAAAGGUAAAAAGGAAAAGACUGUAAGAAAAGACCACAUAUAUGAAAGGAAUAAAAAGACCACAAGUACCUCCAAAACUGACCACAGUACAAUCGGAGCAACUGAGAAAUAUGACCGGAGAGAAAGAAAUGAUAAAAGAAGAAAAGGUGAACAGAAAAACAAUGUAACUAAAGAUCACAUAUAUGAAAGGGAUAAAAACACCAGAGAUACCUCCAAAAGUGACCACAGUGCAAUUGGAGCAACUGGGAAAUACGACCAGAGAGAAAGAAACUGUCAUUCUGACAAAACUCGACAUAAACGUUUGGACCCAAGAACUCAUCAAAGUUCCCCGUCUUCCAAAGGUCUUUGCACAGAAAACAAUGACCUGGGGAAUGGUGCAACUCAUUUAACACCGAUUUCAGAAAAACGGGCUAUUCUGGAAGAUGAUGUUGAACACAAAGACAGUAUCAGUCAUUCUGAUAAGAAAAAGUAUACAGAACCUGGUCAACAUGGUAUUAAAACAAGGGAUAGUCCAAUUCACUUGACACAAGGGUUACCAAACCUGGUUAGUAUGGAAUGUAUUGAUCACAAUAUUAUACCCGUUUCAUCACCAGUUUUACAAGAAGUAGUUGAUAUGGAGAGUGGUGUUGCUAAUGUUGAACAGAACAAUUGUCCAGAUAGUUCACAAGUUUCACCAAAGACAAUUUCCAAGGAAGCUGAUGAUCUGGGGAAUACUAGUCAUGCACCAUUGAUUUCACAAAAAACAGUCAUUCUGGAACACAACCCUUCACCAAAUAAUAUCUGUAGGGAUGAUGAUAAUAAGAGUAAUUCAUCACGGGUGUUGGCAAAAUCAAUUGGUCUUGAACAUGUUCACCAUGUUAAACAGGUGGAUGAUGUGCAUUAUCAAUCAAUAAUUUUAGAAAGAACAUUAAAUGUGAAAGGUGAUGUAAAGGCUGUUAAACAGAGAAAUAGAGCCAGCAAUAUACCACUGCCUUCACUCAAACGAAAGUGGGCACCAGAUGGUGAUACAACUACAAAACAAAGCGACAGUUCAGUUCAUUUGGUGAAAGAAGUUAUUCUGGAAGGUGGGGACCAUAUUGAUGAUGAGGUGAAUCAUUUGCUGCUUUCACCAAAGAAAAUUCAUAUACAAUAUACUACUGUUUACAGUCCUUCAAGUAACAGUGAGAAUAAUGUUUUAAAGGGAUUGUCAUCUGCAGCUGAAACUGAUGAGACAAACGAUCAUGGUAAAGGUGCCAAAUGUCUUGAAACUGAUGAGAUAAAUGACCAUGGUAAAGGUGCUAGGUGUCUUGAAACUGAUGAGACAAACGACCAUGGUAAUGAUGCUAAUUGUCUUGAAACUGACGAGACAAACGACCAUGGUAAAGGUGCUAGAUGUCUUGAAACUGAUGAGACAAACGACCAUGGUAAAGGUGCUAAAUGUCUUGAAACUGAUGAGAUAAACAACCAUGGUAAUGGUGCUAAAUGUCUUGAUAUUGGCAAUCCUGAUAGCAACAAGAAUGAGUCAGCUGUGGCAAAUAUGGAGAGUAAUAUAUUGAAGUUGGUCUUGGAGAAUAUAAAACAGAAGUGUACUGCACCAUCUGCUGUUCUCAGUUCUGGAAAUGAUGCUGAAUUACAUGGUGAUGCUGAAUCAGAAGAUGGUAAUGCAUUAGAUAAGGAACAACCUUAUAUUCUUCAUAGAAUUGAAAAUGUUCCACAGGAGAUAAAGUCAUGGAAAUCAAGACUGGAGAAAUUUAAGAAGUCCAACUACAGCUUAUGUGAAACAUGGGAAUAUACAUUUUUCUCAAAUGUAUCAGCACAUAAGAGUGUAAGUUUUAACACCUUCGAAAACACAAGUGUCAAUACAUCUACACCACAAUCUAAGCCUCAUGCUUUAGGAGUUAAUGAUAAGUCAUCUGAAUCAUAUCAUUUGACCUCUAAUGAAAAUGCAAUAUUGUCACAGAGUUUUUCAGCUGAAUGUGACAAAGGUUCUGAAGCCUCAGAUCUUGCAGUUCCAGUAGAUGAUGCUGAAUCACAAGGUGAUGCAUUGGACAAUGAACAACCUUAUGUUCUUCACAAAAUUGAAAAUAUCCCACAGGAGAUAAAGUCAUGGAAAUCUAGACUGGAGAAAUUUAAGAAUUCAAACUACAGCUUAUGUGAAACAUGGGAAUAUCCAUUUUUCUCAAAUGUAUCAGCACAUAAGAGUGUAAGUUUUAACACCUUCGAAAACACAAGUGUCAAUACAUCCACACCACAAUCUAAGCCACAUGCUUUAGGAGUUAAUGAAGAGUUGUCGGAAUCAAAUCAUUUGACCUUUAAUGAAAGUGCAAUAUUGUCUCAGAGUUUUUGUGCUGAAUAUGACAUGGGUUCUGAAGCCUCAGGUCUUGCAGUUCCCAUAGAUAAUGCUGCUGCUGAAUUUUUCAAGGGUUCUGAAGCCUCAGAUCUUGCAGUUCCAGUAGAUGAUACUGAAUCACAAGGUGAUGCUUUGGAUGACGAACAUCCUUAUGUUCUUCAUAAAAUUGAAAAUAUUCCACUGGAGAUAAAGUCAUGGAAAUCUAGACUGGAGAAAUUUAGGAAGUCCAACUACAGCUUAUGUGAAACAUGGGAAUAUCCAUUUUUCUCAAAUGAAAUUGCAAUAUUGUCUGAAACUUUUUCAGCUGAAUGUAACAAGGGUUCUGAAGCUUCGGGUCUUGCAGUUCCAGUAGAUGAAAAUAGUGUAACACAAAAUGUUGAAAUCCAAAAUCAUUCUCAUCUCUUCAAGUUGGACCAUAGUCAGCAAACUGCAAAUCAGUCACGUGAUGUGUGCGAUCCUAACCAGAUGACUAUUCCCGAUGUAUCUGCCAUCAGUGACACUAAGAUUAAACACAUUGAACGGUAUCUGCCAGACUGUGAAGCCUCCUGUAGUAGCAGUGAUGCAUAUUGUUUGGCUUCAAAUUGUGGAAGUGGUUUCGGAGGUGUUAAACUUGAAGAAAAACAUUUUCUAUUCAAAAGGAAUUCUUCAGUUGCUAAUGUCACUGAUAAUGUUGAUAGCGAUUUGAUCAGUGAUUGUGUUGUUGAGAAUAGGAACACUGAUAUUGAUGCAGAUAAAGGUCUUCCAUUAAGGGAUACCAUGAAAAAAUCAUUGCCUCCAGCAAGAUAUUCUCAUUGUGAUGACGGCAGAUUAAGUAUCAGCGAUGAUUUACAUGUCAUCCAAGUUUAUUUGGAUGACUCAGAGUCUUGUGAUUGUGUUUAUACUCAGGAUUCCUCUCUUACUCUUUCUGAAAUGGUGGAAAAUAGUUUUGAUAAUGGAACCUGCAAGUUAUUUGACAGAGACACAUUGACAGGAGAUAAUGUUUCUGACAAAUCAAGUAUAGUAACAGAUAAUGAUGAAUGCUGUAAUUCGUUUACAGUGGCCAAUAGCAGAUGUGACAAAUCAGUGGACGUUAGUGUUGAAGAUACUGGUUGGAAGUCAUCAUUUAACACCGGACGUGAGCAGCUAGAUGUUUCUGCUAAUGACAACGAAAAACCAGGUUCCAUUACACGUGGUGAUACAGUUGUUAUUCCAGGUGAGGAAGCAAUAACAGAAUUUCUUUCGGAGUCAACAGAUGAAAGUGUAACAUUUCUUGAAGGAUGUGCAAGGACACGUUUAUAUAUAAAAAGUUUAAAAUCUAACAACACAGUUAAUAUCCAGACUUCUCUGAACAGUUUGGAAACAGCAAUUACUGAAGAUUUAAGUACCCAUUCUCAUAGCAAGAUGUGCAUUCCAGGGAAGCAGUCAGUAUGUGAAAUAAAACUUUCUGAUUUAAGCCCUUCACCAGUUACUAAAAACAAUAUGCUCAAUACCGCAUAUGUUCAAAUGCACUGUGAGAAAAACACAAUUAAUUUAGAAGAGAAUAAAGAUAGCCACAAUGUAGUCCAGGAUUAUGUGCAUCACGAUGAUAAAGAAAAUAGAGAGGUUCCACAACAGACUUUGGACUCUCAAAAUCUGACAUCUCAAAAGACCAAUAGUGAAACGAAGGACAUGAUGACCACAAACAGUGUUGAAUCUUCCGAUGAUUCUGACUCAUCAGAUUCGUCUGAUGAAAAAAGUUCAAGUUCAAGUUCUGAUGAAAAAAGUUCAAGUUCUGAUGAAAAAAGUUCAAGUUCUGAUGAAGAAAGUUCAAGUUCAAGUUCUGAUGAAGAAAGUUCAAGUUCAAGUUCUAAUGAAGAAAGUUCAAGUUCUGAUGAUACAUCAUCAGAUAGUGACAGUGACGUGGGUGAACGUAAUUCAGUUUACCCUGCAUCAAGUGGAAUUCAUAACAAUUCUCAGCAGACUGUGAAUGGUUCUGAUAAAUCAAAUGUUUGUAAAUUAUUUGACAGACUGAAGCCCUUAAAUGAAUUGUUCAGUAGCAUGCUGAGUAAUCAGAAUAGAAGAACGGAAGUAUCCAAGCGGGAUGUUUCUAAAGUUUCAAAAACUUCAGUGAGUAACACACAGCCAGGUAAAGCAAAAGAUUCCAAAGCAAAGGAUACUACAGCAAAAAUAGUAUCAGAUAAAAGUGAUACUAUCAGUGACAAAGACAAUCCAGUUUACAGUGAAAACAGUAUUGGGUAUCCAUGCAUUUCAUUGGAUGAUGAAGAUUGUUCACUGCAGCUGCGUGUGAUCAGUGAUGAAGAAAUAAGCGAUGAUAGCUCUUUAGAGGAUGGGGAAUUACGGAGUGAAUCUCCAGAUGACUACAUUGUUAGCAAACGUCUAACUGAAAGAAAGCCCAAUUUUGAACCACUUAUCAAAUUAAAGACACAAAACAUUUCAGCAUCCACCAGUGGACAGCAAAGAGGACAAAGAAAGGGAACAAAAUUGAGUAUGGAUUUAUACCGACCUAUGACUGGUGAAUCUCAUUCUUCAAAUCAAGCCACCAAGGCAUUUUCAACGUUAAAGGGUUAUAAAAUACCACGAAAAAAUUCUUUGGGCUCACAAAAAAGGCCAUUUUCAGAUGCUGGCAGCACUGACAGGACUCCUAAGAGAAAAAGACUUGAAAAAUCACCCAGUCAAUCUGUAGGCUGGUAGUCUGACAGUGAUUUGAUAAAAAUAAAUGUAUAUAUCAAAUUUA
Messenger RNA from Gigantopelta aegis, 6037 nucleotides. Its product is annotated as serine-rich adhesin for platelets-like. The transcript has 3 exons. The coding region runs from base 1 to 5994 and encodes 1997 amino acids. Lineage: Eukaryota; Metazoa; Mollusca; Gastropoda; Neomphalida; Peltospiridae. The record is from RefSeq and is a predicted model, not a curated record.